AUGGGUAACCAGGCUCUUGAUGUCAAUGGAUUUACCAACACUGUAACCACCAACAAUCACAUCACCACUCGAGGCAGCGACUGGUAUUUUACUGUGUGCGCAGUCAUGUGCUUUUCAACUUUGGUCUUCAUAGGCCUUUCCUUCACCAAGCCCCGCUCUCAGCGCUUAUUCCACUACAUCACUGCUGGGAUCACGCUUGUUGCCGCCAUCGCCUACUUUUGCAUGGGUUCCAACCUCGGCUGGACUGCUAUUCAAGUUGAAUUCGAGCGCACCAACCCCAAGGUUGCUGGUAACAUGCGUCAAAUCUUCUAUGUCCGCUACAUUGAUUGGUUCAUCACCACUCCUCUUCUGUUGACUGACCUGUUCCUCACCUGUGGACUUCCUAUGCCCACAAUCCUUUAUACUAUCCUAUUCAAUGAAGUGAUGGUAGUUACGGGCUUGGUCGGUGCUCUUGUUCGUACCUCAUACAAGUGGGGCUUCUUCACUUUCGGGACCGUCUCAUUCUUCGUUGUCGCCUAUACCAUUGCCUUUGAAGGCCGUACCUAUUCUCGUGCUUUAGGUUCUGAUAUCUCUCGAACAUACACCACGUGUGGAGCUUGGACUGCUGCCAUCUGGCUAGUCUACCCCAUCAUUUGGGGUGUCUGUGAGGGCGGAAAUGUCAUCUCCAGUGACGCUGAAGCUAUUGCCUAUGGCAUCUUGGACCUUCUCGCAAAGCCUGUCUUUGGUGCACUUCUCCUCUGGGGUCAUCGCAAUAUCGAGCUCGAACGUCUGGGUAUUCAUGUCCACGACCCUACUGUCUCACCUCGCGCCUCUGGUGGUGUCCAAGAAAAGACCACCGAGACCGUCCCAGAAACAGCGACUUCUUCCACUCCAUGAAUCGGCAGGUGUUUUCUGCUUUCAAGACGGCAUUAAAAGGUAAC
Molecule: messenger RNA, 920 nt
Organism: Exophiala mesophila
Lineage: Eukaryota; Fungi; Ascomycota; Eurotiomycetes; Chaetothyriales; Herpotrichiellaceae
Exons: 4
Coding region: 1-876 (291 amino acids)
Biological process (GO): monoatomic ion transport
Cellular component (GO): endoplasmic reticulum; plasma membrane
Molecular function (GO): monoatomic ion channel activity
Source: RefSeq, a predicted model, not a curated record